UUUUUACCCCUAGUUGUUUACUACUAAAGCACAGCCCCCUCGCUUGAUUCUGCACGCCUCCAAAACCCCUUCUCGCCACGGCGGCCAAGGGGCCUUGCUCCAAGCCCUCCAAACUGCGCCGCGGAAGGCAUUGCAGUGGACUCCUGAGCAGGGGAAGUGGUCUCUACCAUGGGCAACUCUUGCGUUGCAGGCGCUUUUUCAGCUCCUGCACCUCUGAGAAAGACCCAUGAUCCAGUUUUCAAAUGGAAGUUUUACGGUUUCUCAGCUUUACUUGAUAGGGGGGCUGUAUCAGCUAAUUCUGCUCCUUUUCACUGCUGUGGAUACAGUUGGUUCCUGCACGUGAUCCCAAAGCAUAAAAAGUCUGGUGAUAAGAUUCCAUACGUUGCUCUAUGCCUUUGCGUAAACCAAAACAUCUUAAAGCCAGGUUGCACCUUGAGUGCAGUUUUCGAGUUGUCAAUAUACAACCAUUCAAAAGGGACUUACCGUGGAUGUAAAGCUAGCUACCACUUCCAUGUCAAGCAGACGCACUCAGAGAGAAAAUGCUUGAUUCCUCUUGACGAAGUACUGAAAUCAUCUGAUUUUCUGGUUGAUGAUAGCUGUGUCUUUGGUGUGAGGAUAUUAAAGGCGGAUGUUUCUUCGCAAAAUAAGCCUAUUGUGAUUCCAAAGAAGCCUAUCACAGUUCAGAACAUCUUCCUCCAGAAGAAGGGAUUCAUCAAAGGAAUCUACACCUGGACCAUGAACAACUUCCUUGACAUGAAGCUCCCAGUCCUUUCUCCUGAAUUUGAUGUUGGCGGACAAAAAUGGCACAUCAACAUGCAUCCACUUGGUGACCAAUAUAGCACCAAUUCGCUUUCGCUGUACUUAUACCUGCAUGAUCAGAAGAAGCUCCCUCUCGAGUCUGGAAUGAUGAUUGAACUGACUCUAUCCAUCCUGGACCAGAAGCAUGGGAAACACUACACAGUUACAGGUCGCUUCGUGUUUGCAACCAACGCAAAGAAUGGCUGGGGAUGGUCCAACUUCAUUCCACUGAAGACACUCAUGGACCCAUCCAGAGGCUAUCUUGUGGGAUCAAACUGCAUUCUGAAGGCAGAUGCCACUAUCAUUGGGUCAUCCAAUGACGGCUAGACCUUUUUUGAUGACCUCUGAAAGGAAAAAUGCUUUUGCACACUUGGAACAAUUGUCCGUGAUGCCUAUAUGGUGUCUAUGCUGGUAUAAAUGGCUGAAUCGUGAUCUUAUUAUGCAUGUUUAUGAACUGAUGAGCUCUAGGGGUUGAGAAACUCUAGAAGGUUGGUGUGCACUAUGUGUGCAUUAGUGGCAGACAAUAGCUCAAAAUGGAUGAUUUUAGUAUCUUGGUUUGUGUGCCGUACAUGUUGGGUUCCUGUUAUAUAUCGCUUUGUUUUGGCGUGGCAUUA
Molecule: messenger RNA, 1412 nt
Organism: Panicum virgatum (switchgrass)
Lineage: Eukaryota; Viridiplantae; Streptophyta; Magnoliopsida; Poales; Poaceae
Exons: 7
Coding region: 169-1125 (318 amino acids)
Molecular function (GO): protein binding
Source: RefSeq, a predicted model, not a curated record